ACUGAAAGACAUAAAAAUCCGGUGUGAGAAAAAACCCGGAACUAGGGUUAGAGGCUUACACCAAAGCGACCCAGCUGCUCGUACGAUGGAGGCGGGGAAGGGGAAAAUCCCCGAGCAUGAAAACUUGGUUGAUGAAGAGAAGGCGGAGAUCGAGGCGGCGGCUCAAGAGUGGUGGAAUAUUACCCAGUCGAGGAUCGAGCUUAUGCGGCGACUGGGCGAACCUGUAAGCCUUUUCUACCCGAAGAAGCCGGUGGAUGCCCGUAUUCUCCUCAAUCGAAAGAGCAACUGCGACCACAUCGACAUCGGAAGCGGAUCUGUGGACAUGAAGGAAUUACUUGCCAAAGAAGAGCUCAUUUGGAGUACUGCUAUGGACUACAGAAAAGCCAAAAAUAUGGUCUAUAAGUAUGACCUUGUCCCAAAUAGCAUGACCAUGUAUCCGGUCAUGUUUGAGAACCACACAUGGUACCAUUGUAACCUCUUGGGUCAUAACAACGAAGUUCCCUCCACUGGCGGAGACCUUGGGCAGCAAUGUUUUUUUGUUGAGGUCAACAUUAAUCAAGGGUUCAAUUACAAUGUGGUGGCAUGCAUUGCACUUGAUGAUGAUACUGACAAUAACGUCUGUAAAAUGUGCCUCCUAAUUUGCAGGUUCAAAAUCGGUUGACCUUGAGUGCAAUCUCAAGUUUGAUGAUGAUGAUACUGACAAUAACGUCUGUAAAAUGUGCCCUCCUAAUUUUGGUGUACUACAUCCACGAAAAGGAGGAUUUAUAUGUGGGAGCCAGGAAGGUCAACUGCUUCGCCACUACAUCAAUGUUUAUUAGCGUUCUGGCCAUCUUAGAGUGAAUUCACUUUGGACCACCUAAAAUUACUGGUCUUGCAAUUUGGACCACCUAUGCUCAAAUAAUAGUGUGACAUGGUAAAGCCGCUCAAGGUUGCCCAAUCCAAAGCCUGCUCUCGACCUGGAUUUGAGAAUGGACAAUCCUGGCAUCUGCACCUCCGGUUCUAUUGGGGCCAAUUUCACCUAACCAAUUGUUGACUUGCCAAUAAAGAUUGAUCUUACAUUGCUAUUGCCUUGCCAACAGUUGGCAUUGGCACAAUUAACCAUGAACCAAGCAUGCCCAAAGCUGAAGUAUCAAUGUGGCGGCCAAUGCUAUUUUGGGAGAGACAUGGGAGUUGGCCAGAGGUAUCAAUGUGGCAUCUUAGUUGGACUUGACAGUUGGGCUGGGUCGGUGAACCAGCAUGUUACUAUUUGGUUAUGAGUAGUCCAAAUUGCUGAGUGUGUAAAUGUAGGUGGUCCAAGAUGCAAUUUACUAGUUAUCUUUUUCCGGGACUGACAAACCCACGUGUAUUUUUUUUUAAUUUGCUGAAGAUGGGAUUUUUUUUAUUUGCUUGCUGUAAGAGUGGAACUUUAAAUAUUUGUUGCAUAAUAUC
Messenger RNA from Lolium perenne, 1428 nucleotides. Lineage: Eukaryota; Viridiplantae; Streptophyta; Magnoliopsida; Poales; Poaceae. The record is from RefSeq and is a predicted model, not a curated record.